AUGAAUCGGUAUGUGAACCAGUCUGGAAUAAACACAAACACUAUGACCGCAUUUGGCAUCACUGUAUUUCUCCACGGUUAUAGCUACGAUACGAUCGAAAUCUCUACUCGUCUUGCCAUGGCAGUCAUCCUAAGCUAUUGCAUCAUUGCCAUUGCUUAUACGAUCUACACUCUCAUUGCUGGUUCCACCUCAACAGCCUGGAACUCACCAAUCGAACUUGUCACGCUGGCCUUGCAAUCGAAACGAUCAGAUCACUUAGGAUAUACAUCAGUCAGGGUCGAUUCCAUAGAGACAUUGCGCCAGAAUGUUGGUAUCCGGGUUAAUAGUAAGGAGGAGCUCGAACUCGUCUUCGCGCAUGAUCGCGAAAUCGAGACUAGAGAACUGCGAAAGAUCAUACGGAACAAGGAGUAUUGA
Dothidotthia symphoricarpi CBS 119687 is the source of this 414-nucleotide messenger RNA. RefSeq lists its product as uncharacterized. Lineage: Eukaryota; Fungi; Ascomycota; Dothideomycetes; Pleosporales; Dothidotthiaceae. The transcript has a single exon. The coding region runs from base 1 to 414 and encodes 137 amino acids. The record is from RefSeq and is a predicted model, not a curated record.